AUGGAUCACAUUGCCGGGCAUCGGUCUUGCCUCAUCGUGGUUUGCUGCCACGGGAUCUAUCUGGGAGGCCCCAACCGGGGCCAUUCCGACAAUGAAUGGUCCGCUCUAUAUCCCCCGGAUCGACCCCUGGUCGAAUGUCAAUUGAUGAGGUGCAGGUUAAUAGAGUCCUUCCAAAAGGGAGAAACCGACACUUUCAUGAAACAUGCCAAGGCCGCAGUGGAAUUACUGGUUGAUUCUCCCGGUGGAUGGCUGGUGUUUUCGGGCGGUCCCACUAAACGACCCCGGACAGAACUCUCCGAGGCACAGUCAUACUUCAACCUGGUCAGAGACAAUGAUUUCUUCAACAUGGCUCACCAGAUCGACACCGAGAGGAUCAUCAUAGAGCCUCGUGCGACAGACUCUUAUCAGAAUGUCUUAUUCUCGCUGCUGGAAUUUCGCUUGUGCACAGGAUAUUACCCAGACUCUGUCGCCGUCUUCACGCACAAGUUCAAGUCGACGCGGUUCUUGGAAUACCAUUUCCCUGCCAUUGGAUUACUGUCUAACUUACCAGCUGCUGUGACGGAUGGAAGCCGAGACGCUGAGGUGUGGGGCUUCGAUCCUCCAGAGCAUGUCACAUCGCAAGAAUCAUUAAUCAAGGGUGAGGCCUUGAGAGGAAUUGGACUGUGGAAGAAAGAUCUAUACGGAGUCGGGGAUGAACUCGCCAGUAAACGGAAGGUCAGAGGUUGGAAGCCUGGUAUGGAGCGCGUCUUCCUCAACCGAGGGUUGGAGAAAGUCGUGGAGCAACUGGUUUGCUGGAAUGGCGGGGCAGGAAACGAGUGGUUCCCGCGGAUUACGGAAUUGCCCUGGUUUUACAGAAACAAAGAACAAUCGUGA
This is a messenger RNA of Penicillium maclennaniae, 873 nucleotides long. Its product is annotated as DUF218 domain protein. NCBI's taxonomy places the organism in Eukaryota, Fungi, Ascomycota, Eurotiomycetes, Eurotiales, Aspergillaceae. Gene Ontology annotation, cellular component: cytoplasm. The transcript has 3 exons. Bases 1 to 873 code for a protein of 290 amino acids. The record is from RefSeq and is a predicted model, not a curated record.